UUUCCAAAUUUCCACAUAUUGGAAAUUAAGCUUUUUUUUUUUCUUUUUUUUUUUUUUUUUCCUCCCCACUGUGCACAGUGAAGCAUGGGCAGUUUACAUGCAGAGGGUCUAUGCAGAAUGAUUUUAACACAGUGUGUCCUGUACCUUGAACCACUUCCUGGCAGCUUUUCCCCAGCCUGAACAAUUUGCUCCCUUGGAGCCAACUGCCCAGAGAGCUUCAGACCUUUCAAAACUCCAUUCUAUUUUUGGCAGGUUUGUUUUCUGUAGAUCACUAACUCUGCCUCAGGCCAUGGAGAGCCUCCUUGGAGGAGCCUGUUUGCAGGAAGGUAUGUCCAAAAAGGUGUCCAAAGCUGUGCACAUCAGCCUGAGGUUCCUUUGCUAUUGCUUCUUGCUAUACAUUGGCUGUAAGGACGGCAAGUGUCUCACUGGGCAAUAAGACCUCAGCAUGUUGCAUGGUAGAAAAUAAUUCUGGAGGCAAAGAGGAAAAUUGUCUGCUGCAGGGGAAGGGGCUUGCUGCAGCUGCUUGCCACAGCUCUUCUCUAGGGACAUCCUUACCAUCUUCUUAACAGUAAGCCACCCCAGUCUGAGCAGCAAGCUCAACAGUGUGCUUUAAUUUAGCACAUUAACUCAGUUUUCCCUUGCAAAGAGAAAGGUAAGUCACUAAAAUAGCCUGGAUUUUUUCAAGCAACUCUGUGGUUGGACUUUGAGGUCCCUAAGGUCAAAGUACGCCUCUGUGGGGAGCAGUGCUUAGAGCUCCUGUUUCUAAUCAACGUUUAUUUUAUUGUUUUCCCCUUUCUCCUGUGACGUUACUCCUCCCACAGCUCAGCUCCAGGCAGUGGGAGGACGGUUGUAACGCCAGGCACACGCUCUCCAGCACUAGCUCUUCUGCUUCUCCUGCAGGUACUCAGCCUAUUUUUGCAAACUGGUUUCCUUGUGGUAUUUGCAGAGAGGCCAACAGGCUUACUGGUCACGCAGGAGGGGAAGGUUGUCUUGGGGAGGUUUGCUGCAGGCUGGGCCCUGCAGCUAGGGAGCACCCAGGAGAACUUCCUGGGUGGGAAGGACUUUGUGGAGGUUCUGAGCCCAGGCUGGUCGGAGGUGAGGUUGUCAAACACCAAACGCUGUCUGUGACAAGGAGGAGUGCUGCAGGACGAUGGGGUCCUGCUCCAAGUGAGCUCCUCUGACUGUGAGGACCAGAUGUCCCGGUGAAGCUGUGCCUGGUUUUAUGCUGACCUUGCUCUUGUGUCAGUGGGGCUUUGAAAUCUCUCCUUUCCAGCUGUUUCCUAUGCACUCUGCUGCAGAAGGGCAAUGCCAGAUGAUAUGAACCCAAUAUACGAGAAAAUGCCGAGACCCACUGUAAAUCCAGACUGCCAAGUCCUGCCCCCCCCCCCCCCCCCCCCAUGUUGCAUUUCCAUGAACCUUUGGCAUCAGCCUCACACUCUGCUUGCUGCUAACGUUGAGGAGUUUGAAGGCAAAGAACAAAGCAAGUUGUUGGAACAAACAAAGAACAAAGCAAAGGGGUUGGAGUUGUGGGCUGUUUUCUCGAUUUGUGUCACUUGGUGCUGACUUAGUGUUGAGAGGGUUUAUUUUCCACCCAUUUCUUUCCCUGAGAGGCAGCAGGAGUGUUGGACUUCCUUUGUGCAGCGGUGUCAGUGGAGAAUCUGGUGAGUGUCUCAGAAGGAAGAAUUGUCACUUGUAUCAGGAUUUGGAGAGAGAAGUAAAUGUAGGCAAGUAGAGGGUUGUUAGAGAUCUGAAGGAAACUUGACUCCAUUUGCUAUCACAACUCUCCUAGUUUCCAUGGCAUGCCUUUCUGAAAGUAAAAUCAACCAAAACUGAAAUGAAAUGAAAACUUCUCCUCCCCAAAACUGAAUCAAGGCAUAGAACAGGGGCAACCCUGUCUAUAUGUACAGUCUGGGGGAGGAGAGGCUGGAGAGCCUGGUGAAGGGUCUGGAGGGGAAGACGUGUGAGGAGUGGCUGAGGGCCCUCUGUUUGUUCAGCCCAGAGCAGAGCAGGCCGAGGGGAGGCCUCAUGGUGGCCUGCAGCUCCCUCAUGAGGGGAGCGGAUGGGCAGGCGCUGAGCUCUGCUCUCUGGGGACAGCGACAGGACCCUAGGGAAUGGCAUGGAGCUGGGACAGGGGAGGGUCAGGCUGGAUGUUAGAGAAAGGUUCUUCACCCAGGCAGUGGUCGGGCACUGGGACAGGCUCCCCAGGGGUGUGGUCAUGGCACUGAGGCUGCUGGAGUUCAAGAAAUGUUUGGUCAACACUCUCAGACACAGGGUCUGAUUUUUGGGUGGCCCUGUAUGGAGCCAGGAGUUGGACUUGGAGAUCCUUGUGGAUCCCUUCCAACACAGGAUAUUCUAUGAAUAUAUGAAUUUAUUGCUUCUGUACUUGUGCCACCUGCAGGCCAAAAGAAAACCCAUUUGAUCUCCAUUGACAGUUCAGUUGACAGCUUCCUGGAUCAUUUCCCUGAGCAGCUGGAUGCUUCUCACCUUCCUCUUGUGUGGCUUUGCACUCUGUUCCCAGCCCUGAGACGAUGUCCUGGAGGGAAGAACAUAUGAGUCUACCCCCAUGUUUUAUCCAGCGCCUGGACCACCUCGUGUUGACUGUUAAGAGCAUUGAGGACACUGUUGCCUUCUAUUCCAAAGUCCUGGGCAUGGAAGUGGUGACUUUCAAGGGAAAUCGCAAAGCUUUACGUUUUGGCAACCAGAAAUUUAACCUGCAUGAGGUUGGGAAGGAAUUUGAACCCAAGGCUCGCUACCCGGUCCCCGGCUCUGCAGAUAUCUGCCUUAUCACACAGGCACCCCUGAAGCAGCUUCUGAGUCAUCUGAAGGCCUGUGGGGUGAUCAUUGAAGAAGGUCCUGUGGCCAGGACUGGUGCCGUGGGUCCAAUAACAUCCAUCUACUUCCGAGACCCCGAUGAGAACCUGAUUGAGGUUUCUAGGUACAGCGCAGACAUGAGUGCAGUCAGCGGAGGGGAGCCCUAACCACAACCGAUACUCUCUGCCUGAGUCCCAGCAGGAGGUAUGAUGCAGAGGCCAGGGUUUUGAUGGUCAGUAUGUAGAUUCAAGCUUUCAUUUUGUAAACCUGUGACAAGUCUCAACUCCCAGCUGUAAAGCUGCAUGAGCCUUGAGAGCUUUCCACAAGCAGGAUCAGCUCCAGCUUGCUCUGCACUCACCCCUGGAUGUGAAUCCUACUUUUAUAAAUCACUGUCAAUGGAGACUUCAUGACCUUCUUGGAAGAUCCAUCCUGCUGAAACCUACCUCCUCUCUGGGAACUGCGCCUCAGUGUCUGACACCCAAAGCGCUCAUGAAGCUGUGGCUCUGUGCCUCAUACUCAGCUCUGCAUAAAUACUUGAAUAUUUAUAGGGUUUCUGUCACUGGGAAUGGGAGAAAGCAGCAAUGAGGAGCAGCAAGGAGGUGGCUGUAAGGAGGGGAGGGUUUCUAAAGCCAGGGAGCUCACCUAGAUUUCUGCAGGGGUGAAGGGGAAAUGAGGUGCUAAGACAGUGGCAUCAGGCACAAAACUUCUACGUUGGCUCUCCUUGCAGCUCAGCAUGGUUGUCUUGGACUGUCAUCUGAGUUUCCUUCUUUCUUUAAUACUUCACUUAUUUAAAAAGCAUGAAGGAACAAAGAGGGGUUACUUGGGGUUUUUCCAGGAGAGCAGUUCCCCAGCUGGCCACACUGCGGUAGCAAUGUUAUCAUCAAGGAAACAGUGCUGGAAGGCAGAGAGAACUCUUCUGACCUCUACAGUCAAAAUCACCUCUAAAAUUGAAAUAAUCAGUGAAUUGAUUUUUUUUUUAAUAUUGUUUCGUGGAAAAUUCAUCUUCUCCAUGGUGGGAAAAAAAGCAAAUCCCUAAUAAAUGCAGUGCUUCCAAUU
Messenger RNA from Cygnus atratus (black swan), 3867 nucleotides. RefSeq names its product glyoxalase domain containing 5 (gene GLOD5). Lineage: Eukaryota; Metazoa; Chordata; Aves; Anseriformes; Anatidae. The coding region runs from base 2529 to 2978 and encodes 149 amino acids. The record is from RefSeq and is a predicted model, not a curated record. The transcript has 3 exons.